CAUUAUAUUAUGUGAUUGAGCAACACAGACAAACUAGGAUAAGGAGGGAUCGAGAGAGAAGAGAGGGUCCCCUUUUUCUGUGUGCGUGUGUUACACAACUCGUCUCUCAACUCCAAACUAAACUCCUCCUUCUGGGACAGGUUUGGCUCAACUGAAGUAAAGUUUGGUUAGCUUAUCUCUCUCUUAGCACGUUAAAAGUAGUACAAACACAGGUGAAGUUGGUUUUGGAAAGCAAGAAGAAUGUAUGGGGAUUGCCAGGUUAUGUCAAGUAUGGGAGGGAACGUAGUAGUGAACUCCGAUACUCUCUUCUCCUCCUCGAUCCAGAACUCUAACUUUAACUUCAUCCCCACCAUGCCUUUUCAACCUUUUCCUUCCAUGCAGAAGGAAGAAGAGAUGAUGCUGCGAGGGAAGGAAGAGAUGGAGAGUGGGUCAGGAAGCGAACAGGUCGAAGAUAAGUCAGGGAAUGAACAAGAGAGUGAACAACCCACAAAGAAAAAACGAUAUCACAGGCACACUGCUCGCCAGAUCCAAGAAAUGGAAGCUUUGUUCAAGGAAUGUCCUCACCCAGAUGAUAAGCAGAGGCUGAAACUGAGCCAUGAAUUGGGCCUGAAACCGCGCCAGGUCAAGUUCUGGUUCCAGAACCGUCGAACCCAGAUGAAGGCACAACAAGAUCGGGCAGAUAAUAUCAUACUUAGAGCCGAGAAUGAGACUCUAAAGAGUGAGAACUAUCGGUUACAAGCCGCACUGCGUAACGUUAUGUGUCCCAAUUGUGGUGGCCAAUGUAUAAUGGGUGCUGAUCUGGGUUUGGAUGAACACCAACUUCGCAUGGAAAAUGCCCGGUUGAGAGAAGAGUUAGAACGCGUGUGUUGCCUCACUUCAAGGUACACUGGGCGUUCAUUACAAACAAUGGCAGCAGGUCCAACUCUCAUGGCCCCUUCAUUGGAUUUGGAUAUGAACAUAUAUCCAAGGCACUAUUCGGAUCCUGUUGCUCCUUGCACAGAAAUGAUUCCUGUGCCAAUGUUGCCUCCUGAAGCUUCACCAUUUGCUGAGGGUGGAGGAAUCUUGAUGGAAGAAGAAAAGUCUCUGGCCUUAGAGCUCGCGGCUUCUUCCAUGGCAGAACUUGUGAAGAUGUGUCAGACAAACGAGCCACUUUGGAUCCGAAGCAGUGAUGGCGAAAGGGAAGUGUUGAAUUUUGAAGAGCACGCUAGGAUAUUUCCUUGCCCUCAGAAUCUCAAGCACCGAAGUGAACUGAGAACUGAAGCUAGCCGUGACACUUCUGUGGUUAUAAUGAACAGUGUCACUCUUGUUGAUGCAUUCCUUGAUGGUCAAAAAUGGAUGGAAUUGUUUCCUUCAAUCGUGUCUCGAGCAAAAACUGUCCAAAUCAUAUCUUCUGUUGCUUCUGGUCAUGCAAGCGGGACUCUUCAGCUGAUGUACGCAGAAUUUCAAGUUCUUUCUCCUUUGGUGUCCACUCGCGAGACUCAUUUCCUUCGUUAUUGUCAACAAAAUGCUGAGGAGGGGACCUGGGCCAUUGUCGAUUUUCCUGUUGACAACUUUCACCAAAAUUUUCACCCUUCUUAUCCCAAAUACUGCAGGAGAUCCUCCGGUUGCGUGAUUCAAGAUAUGCCAAAUGGGUAUUCAAGGGUAACAUGGGUUGAGCAUGCAAAAGUAGAAGAGAAACCUGUCCAUCAGAUAUUCAGCAACUAUGUGUACAGUGGAAUGGCAUUCGGAGCACAGCGUUGGUUAGGAGUUUUGCAGAGACAAUGCGAGAGGGUCGCGAGCCUCAUGGCCAGAAACAUAUCAGAUCUUGGAGUGAUACCUUCUCCAGAAGCGCGAAAGAACUUGAUGAAACUAGCCCAAAGAAUGAUAAAAACGUUUGGCCUUAACAUGAGUACCUCUGGUGGUCAAUCGUGGACAGCUAUAUCAGAUUCCCCUGAAGACACGGUUAGAAUCACAACUAGGAAAGUCACGGAGCCUGGCCAACCUAAUGGUGUGAUUCUAAGUGCUGUUUCAACCACUUGGUUGCCCUAUUCUCAUACCAAGGUCUUUGAUCUCCUCAGGGACGAACGUCACAGAUCUCAGAUGGAUGCUCUUUCUAACGGGAAUUCAUUGAAUGAGGUGGCUCAUAUUGCAAAUGGCUCACAUCCAGGAAACUGCAUUUCACUUCUUCGCAUAAAUGUAGCAAGCAACUCAUCCCAGAACGUAGAGCUAAUGCUGCAAGAGAGUUGCACCGACCAGUCUGGAAGCUUGGUGGUGUACACGACCAUUGAUGUGGAUUCCAUCCAGCUAGCCAUGAGUGGCGAGGACCCUUCUUGCAUUGCCCUUCUCCCCCAAGGCUUCAUGAUAGUGCCAAUGCUAUCAUCACCCAACGUUGACACACCCAUCAAUGGUAACUCCUCAGAGUCUCCAUCUCUGAACUCGGGUUGCCUCCUAACCAUGGGGCUGCAAGUUCUCGCCAGCACAAUCCCUUCUGCAAAGCUGAACCUCUCAAGUGUGACGGCCAUCAACAACCACCUCUGCAACACCUUGCACCAAAUCGAAGCUGCUCUUUCUAGUAGCAGUGAGAAUGGGACGAAUUUCCUUUGCACUGAACCCACAGUGAGUGGAGCUCCAAAGCAGUGAAAUGAAAAGUGAGAAAAAUGGUUCCUUUAGCCGAGUUUUGUUUACCCUUUUGGAUUUAUGAGGGGCGGAGGAAGAAGUAAGAGGUUACGGGGGAAGCAGAGAGGAGGGUAAGAGUGGUAUAAAAUAAAAAUGGAUUAUUAGGUAGGGAAGUGUGUGAUUAAUGGAUAUGUGUGUAAGAAUUGAGAAAGAACGUGGAAUGGCAUGAAUUUAUGUGUGUGAGGGUAGAGGGACUGAGGGAGUCAAGAGCGCACCAGAUAGUACCUUAGGCUUUGUAGUGAGGCCAAGGGUGCUGUGGUUCGGGAAUUGACUCUUGUUUCUAUGUCAGCCUCUAUUGUCUUUCUUUUUAUGCUUUUCAUCAUUCAACUUCACUUAAUUUACCUCUUUAUCUUUUUCUCUC
Molecule: messenger RNA, 3016 nt
Organism: Vigna radiata var. radiata (mung bean)
Lineage: Eukaryota; Viridiplantae; Streptophyta; Magnoliopsida; Fabales; Fabaceae
Product: homeobox-leucine zipper protein HDG5
Exons: 12
Coding region: 241-2619 (792 amino acids)
Biological process (GO): regulation of DNA-templated transcription
Molecular function (GO): lipid binding; DNA binding; DNA-binding transcription factor activity, RNA polymerase II-specific
Source: RefSeq, a predicted model, not a curated record